UAGUCGACCCAUGAAGAGAAACAGUAGAGGGCGCCAAUUCGUAAGAAAUCAGAACGUGCUGUGUGCAUGUGGUACUGGCCGUUUGCACGUACAUGUACAUACUGUGGGCCAUGGGUAGUUCACAACAGACCUGACAGAGAUAGAAAUCGGCGACACAAAAUACCAGUGACUCAGGUCAUUCUACCUCCAUGCUCAGGUUAUGUGGAUCAUGAUAUAGUACCAGAAUUACAAUGUCGGCACACCACUCAAAGAUUCUUUUGGGCCGAGUAAUCGGAACCGGAAUGAUGAAAACUGCCAAGGUUCGGGUGGAGCGGCUUGUGUUGGACAAAUACGUCAUGCAGUAUUACCCCAAGCGGACCACUGUCUUCGCCCAUGACGCACAAGAGGAGGCCAAAGAGGGUGACAUUGUCCUGGUGAAGCAGCUGACUCUGCCACGCUCCAAGCACGUCAAAUACCUCAUGGAUCGCAUCAUCUACAGCCAGGGCAAUGUGACGGAUCCCAUCACGAGGAGGAAGUGUGACGGGUCAUCGUACUGGGAGGAGGCGGCACCACCGUAUGAACUGGACGGGGAUGGACUCCCCAGAGAUGAAGUCGUAGAACCCAGCUCAAGCACUGAUACAGAGACGGAGAGGCAUUCAGAGGGAACAGCUGUUUGAGAUUUCAGCAGAGGGACCGAAAGUAUUUUUUAUUAUAGAGUGGAUAUUGAUACGUCAAUCUACAGCAUGGAUCCAGUGGUGUAAAAUCAAGCUUUCAGGAUCAAGAAAAAGGGAACUUUCUGACAAGGUAGCCCCAACAUUUGAAGAGGAAGACUUGGUCCGUACAACUUGGAGAGUGUUUAUUGUUCAUACAUGUACACUGAUUGUGAAGUGCCCACAGUGUCACAGCCCUUUUAUCACCAAGACUGUCUGCCCAAGUUUAUGUACAUAUAUGAUUUACUUUCUAGUUUCUCGGUGAAUCAUUUAUUCAUUAAUAUCACUGAAGAAUUGAGCAAUUCCACUACAGGUUAUUGUUUCUGGGAGUUUUUGCAAGUUCUGACAAGCUGUUCAAAACUUCAAUUCCGAUCUGUCAACACCACAACAAACUCUUGUACAUCAUUUUACUCACUGGUUUAGUAUUGUACAAAAUCUUUAAUUUCCUGAUCUCAGAAUGCUUAAAUUCAUCAAUGAUUCAGUUAUAUUACACUUAUAUGUAAUUAAAAAAAUAAUCAGUAAUUGAACAAUUACUAUUACACAAGGUUGAAUGACUUUGAACAAAUUGUAACAUUUCUGUUACAUGUACAUGUAUUGACAGUCCAACUGGCAAACUAAACUAUAUGUACAUUUAAUUUCUGCACUUGACAUAAUUCCCAACAUGUAUAACCGGCAAAUGAAUUUGGAGGGGAGAAUAGACUUUUCAAUUGUAACUCCUUGCAAUUUAUUCACCAUCACACAUAUUGACAGUGAGGCAUGCCACAUACUAUCGGAAACCUUUUUUGCACAUUGUAAACAUUUCCAGGGUAAGCUUUUGUGACUGAACUCUUCAGUUUCUGGAAUUCAGGGCCAUUUUCCAAACCCUGGGUCUGUUCCUGGUUUGGCCUGAUCAUGCUCUCAGGAUUUAGGUCAUGUCCAAAUUGACUUGGCUGUGGUUUGAAAUCCUUGGGGUUUGGAUGCAGCUGCUGUCGCACACUGAUGUGUGAUUUUAAGACAAAGCCAAGUACAUGAACAUGUUGUUCAGUCUCAUUGACUGUUGGAGACAAAUGAAUAGAGACUAUAAUCCGAUUUCACACCAUAACUGUGGUGGCACUGCACUCACACACACAUUCUUCAGCCUGUAUUUGGCAACGUACGACACCCGAUUGGUUAAAGAGGCAUGUAUUACGCACAUGUACCACCUGUCCAGGAGAGUUGUGCCCCUGCUGUAAUGGCUUCUAAUUGUGGUGGUUGAAUAGACCGAUUGCACUCGCAAAGUCAUGUGACCUAUACGUGUAGUGGGUAUUAAAUACCAACAAACAUGGCGUCCACCAAAAGGAAAGUGUUUCAUCAUUUAUCAGUAUCAUUUACCAAAAAUAAAGCCGAUGAUAGGUACCAUACUCAGACUACUGAUGUAAUGGGUACUAUACCGUCACUUUGCUGUAUUGUUUGUGAACAACUCAAAACACGUUGCUAUAGGGUUGAUACGCAAUAUAGGUAUGUGAUGUAGUGGGCGCAGUCGGUCUUUUACAGUGGCCUCUUGUAAGCUCGUUGGGUGGUUCUGUGGCACAAAGAAGUUUCUCUGUGUCAGAGAGUAACGCUAGCGGGAUAAAAUUCACAGAGCAACGUGUAAAUCUGCUUUGGAACAUACUGCGGUUCAGAGAAAAUGCUAGAUCACAUAUCUGCCAAACUGAAACCAAAUUUGAACCCCAUCCAGUGCAGAACAAAUGCUCUGUUCCCCCCUCCAGACAGAAAAAGAUUUGCACAAUGGACAAGAAUCAUUUCCAUCACAAUACACGGAUUCAUUCAAAAUAAUCACAGUAGGAUUCACAAACGUAACUUCCAAAAGAAUGUGCUUGGGUGAUGCAUACAGAAGUCGUACAGUGUGUUGCAUUGUUACAUUAUGACUACAUGUUCAUGCAUGAUGUACACAACCUCAUUUUACAAAGAGUUGCACAGGGUCUUUGAAACUGAAAAAAAAAAGACAACAGUCAUGCAUUGGCCAGAUGGACUUCACAAGCCUAUUUCUUGGUGUAUAACACAGCAGCAUACAGAAACCUGUUCCCAUAACAUACAGUGAGAAAGAUAUCCAAUACAAAAAUACUUCUCAAAAGAAAAAAUAUCUGGAUAUAACUCACUCUGUUUUUCAUAUUCAAAAAUAAAAAUUUACGCCAGGAAAAAGUGAAAACACUUUGAAAUGUGUUUUUGUUAAAAAAAUGUAAAAUAACAUUUUAAACUAUGAAAUUUACGCAUAAUUUACAAAGUACUCAGUACUUCAUUUCCAAUACCGAUCCUAAUCAUGAAAGUGAUAUUAAAAAACUGUCAUGGUGUUAUUCAAAUACCACUUCACUGUCAAAGUUGUGUUAACAAAAACAAGGUCUACAUGUAAGUACCAGCACCUAACAUUGUAAAGGGUAAAUUUAGACAUGAGAACAUCGAAGCCAUAAUCAGCUUUCGACUGUUGGUAGGUCAAGACUACAGGAGCUGUGGUGCUGUGUCAAGUUCUUUGGCAUACAUGUACCUACAUGUAGAAGAGAAUAAUUGUUCGCAUGUGGUCUGCCAGGUUUCAGCUGAUGAAUUUGUCAAUAAAAGAGGCAGACUUGGCUAAGUCCUGGUUACUUGUGAAGAAUUCUGUGAAUGGUUUUGUGUCUGGUCUCCACUGCAACAGUGGGUACGGGGCUACAAAGAAAGAGAAGGUACUUGGGAACACUGCAAGUAAAAGUUAAUAUUCCUUGAAACAGGACAGGUAUUAAAACACAAGCAGGCAGGGAAUUCCAAAGAGAUGCAGUAAGCAGGAGCAAAAGCUACGUGUAUUUGGAUCUACACCUUCGCUCUGCAUCUAUGCAUUGCAACAAUGUACCACUGACAAGGAGCAGUCAUGUUUCUCUAUCAAACACCCUGGCGAAAUCACGUUCAUUAAACAAUGUCUGAUGGGGAAAUGUGCUUGAUACAAUUGUGAUGCAUUAUCAUCAAGAAAAAAGGCAACGAAAGCCUUUUUUCUUUCUUUUUCUCAGAAGACAUCACACAACCAGAUUCUUCCAUUUCCAAAAACACAUUUUCUUGUAUGCAUCAGAUGCCCUACUACAGACUUACAAAUAACUGCAACUAAGAAACCAAAUGUUGACACUACACAAAAGGCACAUCCUGCAAUCAACCCUACGGUACUUCAUGGAUACAUUGGAACCAGCUUUUAUGUAUACAAGUCACAGUUAACUUCCCUACAAAAAUAGAAAAUAAUUUCAAUUGAUUCCUUCAAGGCCAAUUUGAUGUUUCAUCCUGUUAAAAGUAAUUUCCUGGUAUGCUUGGCCAUACAUGUAUUUGAUUGCAAUGGGCAUCCCGCCUGGAUGAACCAAAACUUCGUUUCUGGUGGCACAACUUCAAUGAUGAAACUUAUAACAGCUGAAACAAGAUCCUUGUAAUCUGAUUUUCAAGGCAGCUGGGCCCUUCUGCACCAAAUGGUAAAUGGUCUGAUAGAACAAAUGUCUGAUCUAGUGUGUGAUGGUAGAACAUCAACUUCAGGUAUGUCAUGUAAUUAUUAGAGGAAUUUAUAGGACACACAAGAACAAUUGCUGAUGCACCUGUACCCAACUUGGUAACCUCUUGCUGUGCUUUUAUGCUUUGCUAAGAUAGAAAACUAAAAGGUUUCAAGCUUCAGAAAAAAAACCAAUUGUAGAAAGGAAACAAAAAUGCAGCUACUGUUAAAAGCAUAUUGUGAAAAUGUUGAGACUGAAGUUUUGUGGAGAAAGAAGAGAACUUGUUCAGUUGCUGAUAUGAACUAAGAGCAAUAAAAAUGGUUGAAUUGGUAAAUGGGACCAGAGGCAAGUUUUUGGCUUUAGUGGGCCUAUUUGUUCAGCUGCCUUCCAAGUUUCUGUGACACCUUGAAAUACAUUUACAUGUAACGGUGUACAUUUGUGAAAACCAAAAAAUUAGAUUCUGUAAUAUUGUAUC
Acanthaster planci (crown-of-thorns starfish) is the source of this 4616-nucleotide messenger RNA. It is a transcript of the gene mrps17, whose product is annotated as mitochondrial ribosomal protein S17. Gene Ontology annotation, biological process: mitochondrial translation. Gene Ontology annotation, molecular function: structural constituent of ribosome. Lineage: Eukaryota; Metazoa; Echinodermata; Asteroidea; Valvatida; Acanthasteridae. The record is from RefSeq and is a predicted model, not a curated record. Gene Ontology annotation, cellular component: ribosome; mitochondrial small ribosomal subunit.